Messenger RNA from Mercenaria mercenaria, 907 nucleotides. RefSeq lists its product as uncharacterized. The transcript is spliced from 6 exons. The coding region runs from base 163 to 774 and encodes 203 amino acids. The record is from RefSeq and is a predicted model, not a curated record. NCBI's taxonomy places the organism in Eukaryota, Metazoa, Mollusca, Bivalvia, Venerida, Veneridae.
UUAGGUUUAUUAAUUGAAUACAAACUUUAUCUUAUAUUUAAAUCGUUUAUUUUACCCUCAGGCUGAUUUAAUAUUGUCCCUAUAUAAAUCAGCUAUUCACUGCCCUGAUCUAUUGCGGAUAAGGAGCCUUGAAGAAACGAUUGCUUACAGGAUAGAAGGAAGAUGCUAAAAGUUUUGAUUGUUCUUGCUGCUGUCGCAUUAUCUAAUGGGCAGCUUCAGCCGGGUAAGAAAUUGCCACCGUUUGCGUCCAGCAUGUAUUCGGGAAAUGUAAAAGAAAGAAUAAAGAUACCACCUACACCAAUGCCAGGCUUCAAUGUUUUACGGUGGGUCGGGAAGUGGUUUUUCCAGUUUCAUAAACCCUCAUAUAGCUGGGCUGUUUCGGAAGAGUUCACAGAUUACGAAAAGGUUUUUGAAUUACAGGGAAACGACCUUAUAAACCAUGAACGGAUGAGAAACUAUGGCGUGUGCAAUUCCGUUACGUCAGUAUGGCACAUUAAAGGUCCUGGGUAUUUUGAAGGCAUAGACACUGUAGGAGACAACUGGUCUGGCAAAAUUAUCGUUGUUGAUACAGACUAUACUGGUUUUUAUAUAACAUGGGGAUGCACCAAAUGGUCGGUUUUCAGUGACAGAUGUGAAGAUCCUGGUGUUUACGUUCUAACAAGACAACUUACACCGGACCCGACAGUACUGAGACGUAUAGAAUUGGCCCUCCAGAAUACAUUUGGUAUUUCAGUAAACCAGCUGAUUAGAAUACCUCAUGGAAAACGUUGCUAACAGGGAGGAAAAAAGAUCGAAUGAUUAUGAAGAUAACAUAAGCGGAUGGAAUGAAGCAAAAACACAAAGACAAUCUUCGAUCAUAAAAGUUAGAGAAAUUAAUCAAUGCAAAAAUAAAAUGUCAAUAAUUGUU